Molecule: messenger RNA, 1830 nt
Organism: Dendronephthya gigantea
Lineage: Eukaryota; Metazoa; Cnidaria; Anthozoa; Malacalcyonacea; Nephtheidae
Product: TNF receptor-associated factor 3-like
Exons: 8
Coding region: 186-1817 (543 amino acids)
Biological process (GO): protein K63-linked ubiquitination; tumor necrosis factor-mediated signaling pathway; regulation of apoptotic process
Cellular component (GO): plasma membrane signaling receptor complex
Molecular function (GO): protein binding; zinc ion binding
Source: RefSeq, a predicted model, not a curated record
CGAGGAGGAGAUUUUAAAAGUUACAACUUGCAACUUUAAAACAUGGCGAAUAUCUUUGUUCAGUAAAGCAGUUGAGAAUCCGGACUUUGUUCAACUGGUCUUGAUCAUAAUCGCAAUUCGUAAACCCACAGUGGUAAACCUAACGUGGAAUAUAACAUCAACACGUGGUAUUAUCUGGUGUGAUUAUGGCUGAAAAACCUGGUGGACAUAAAAUUGAAUUCGUACAGAAACUGGAUGAUAGAUUGAAGUGUCAAAUGUGUAAGCUGGUGUUGCGAGUUCCAUUUCAAACUUCAUGUGGACAUCGUUAUUGCGAGAGUUGCAUCAAGGAUGUCAUUGACAGAGGGGACAAAAAGUGUCCUGAGGAUCAUGAAGUACUUUCUCAUGAGCAAAUAUUUCGAGACCAGUUUUGUAAUCGUGAAAUCUUGGACUUAGAAUGUUACUGUACAAAUAAAGAAUUUGGGUGUGAUUGGCAAGGCCCGUUAAAGUCAAUAGAGGAGCAUUAUAACGAUUGUCUGUUUCUCGAAGUAACGUGUCCCAAUGAAGGGUGUGGCGUGAAAAUGCUGAGGCAAAUGCUUGAGAAACAUAAGAAAGAAGAGUGCAAAUUUAAGAAGGCUGCGUGUUUAUACUGUGGUAUAGAACUGCCAGAGCCAAUGAUAAAGGAACACUUCAACACUGAAUGCACUAAAUAUCCACUUGACUGUCAAAAAGGAUGUGGAAAAAAAGUCGCUCGUAGCGAAAUGGAGCAGCACUUGGCAAAAUAUUGUGCUAGAUCUGAAGCCACUUGCCCUAUGGUGGGCCAAUGUAAUUUUACGGGCUCAAGAGAUGAACUGAGGAAGCAUUUCUCUGGAAAACAAGUCGAACACGCAGAAAUGGUGAUUGCUAAAAUGACAACAUUGAACACCAACAUUGAACGAGUGGAAGGAAUUGCAAUGACUACCAAAGAACAGCAAGAAAAUAACAACGACCAGAUCGGAAAUCAUCGUGACGAACUCGCCAGAAUACGUGACGACCUGGCUGCCUUGCGUGCUGCUGUUGAACAGCGAAACCGUUCUCACGAAGAACCAGAGAUCGCGCAGCCAAUACCAAAGCGGGAACCUCAGGGCGCGGAAAAACCAAGUGAAAUGGACGAGAUUAAAGCACGUCUAACUAAAUUGGAAGAGCAAGUGAAACAACUUAUAAUGAGAGAUCGAAAAGCACUUGGUCGUGGUCAGAUCGGCGGCCAAAUAAGCGAUAGUGCUAACGAAGCAGUUCCUGACCUCGAGAGAAGAGUCGCUGCCCUUGAGCAUAUAAAUACGCUUAGCGAUGUCCAAAUGGCUGACCAUGAUGUAAAGAUCGCGAUGUUGGAAACCACUUCAUAUGAUGGAGAAUUCUACUGGAAAAUUGAUGAUAUCACACGGCGAAUGCAGGAUGCUGUUGCUGGGAAAUGUCUGUCACUUUACAGUCCACAGUUUUAUGUUAAACGUUAUGGAUACAAGGUGUGUGCACGAGUGUAUUUGAAUGGAGAUGGUAUGGGGAAAGGAACGCAUCUAUCCUUGUUCUUUGUUGUAAUGCGUGGAGGCUAUGAUAGCUUACUACCAUGGCCGUUUCAGCAGAAAGUGACAUUCAAGUUAAUUGAUCAAACUGGCGAUCAGCAUAUUGUUGAUAGCUUUCGACCUGAUCCAAACAGCUCCAGCUUCCAAAAACCUACAAGCAACAUGAACAUCGCAAGUGGCUGCCCUUUAUUUGUACCAAAAUCAGUUCUACAAAGCCGUGGCUACAUCAAAGAUGAGACAAUUUUCUUUAAGAUAACAGUCGAUACCUCAGGAUUAACAAUAUAGUGAUUACGUUUAC